UUUGAGAACCUAUGUGAUGGUAUGUUGGUUGAAAAGAAGAAGGUUUUGUGUUGUGGUUACUGAUGUCACACCAGGUGUUUAGAGUUAUACCGAUGCAAAUGCAGCAAUGCUCAGCAAUUUUGAGGUCUUUCAGCUACUGACUGAUCUGAAGGAACAGCGGAAAGGAACUAAAAACAAAAACAGUACUGGGCAGCAGAAUCUGAACACCAUCAUGUAUGAGACCCUCAAAUACCUGUCUAAAACACCAUGCAAGCUCCAGAGUCCAGAAAUUCUAAGGGAGUUUCUUACUGCAAUGAUGGAUCACAAAUUGACCAGGGCAGAAAAGCUUCAACUUUUGAACCACAGACCCAGAACGGCUGUAGAGAUACAACUGAUAGUGGAAGAAAGUGAAGAAAGACUAACUGAACAACAGAUUGAUGAACUUAUCCAAACCAUUACAGUGUGUCUUCCAGGAGAUCCAGAAGAAGAGCAGGCCACUGAAAUGCAACAAGAACAAGCAGAUGUGGAAGCAGAGGAUGAGGAGGAUUAGCAGUGCAGAGCUUUUCCUUGUAAAUGUACAAAAUCAAAGGAGUUGUUCCUGAUAUAAUCUCUAUGGAGUGUGUAGGAAGGACUAAUUUGCAGCCUUUUUAUCCAGUACAGCUGUCUACCAUGGAGAAGACAUGGACUUUUUAUACUGGACACAGAUAAUUACUGAAUGUAGUUGAUAUUCAUUUUUUAUAUAUGCUCUGGAGUUUAAUAUUUUAAUAGUAGGUUGCUUAAGUUUAACCAAAUCUGUAUAGGUAAUUUUUUGAAAGUGUAGAUACUUAAGUAUCAUGAAAAUAAAUGCAUUUAAGUUCA
Messenger RNA from Protopterus annectens (West African lungfish), 837 nucleotides. It is a transcript of the gene CRCP, whose product is annotated as CGRP receptor component. Lineage: Eukaryota; Metazoa; Chordata; Ceratodontiformes; Protopteridae. Gene Ontology annotation, cellular component: RNA polymerase III complex. Gene Ontology annotation, biological process: transcription initiation at RNA polymerase III promoter. Gene Ontology annotation, molecular function: nucleotide binding. The record is from RefSeq and is a predicted model, not a curated record. Bases 107 to 529 code for a protein of 140 amino acids. The transcript has 6 exons.